AUGAAGGCAUUAACUGUGCCUAUUGCAUUCCCGUUUCUCUGCAGAACUGUAGAAGUCUGCUUUAUGAGUUUAGGCAUGUCAAUUUUCUUAAGGCUCCGUUUGACAUCAAGUGGAUUUGAAGAUUCUGGAGAUGAAGUAGAUUGCAGCAGUGCACCAUAUCACCUGAUGGAGAAAAGGAGCCUAGAGAAGAGCAUUCUGCUUGUGCUGGAACUUGAGCAUCAUCUGAAAAUUCAAGAGGAAGUAAGAAGUAAGCUAUCUUCAUUGGAGCUAUGCCAUCAAAAUGAAAUCCAGAGAACAAUUUCUGCAUUUGCCCGACUUCAGAAAUAUGCAGAAUCACGAAAAGAGAUAGAUAGAAGGCUGGAUGUCCAGUUCCAGAGAAAAAUUGCAGAAGUACUCGAUAAACACUUGUCUAUGGUACAAAGGGAUCAUGGACAGAAAUCCCAGAUUGUGGAACGUAGAAUAAGAGAUGAUGCAGCUGUUGAAGAAGCUAAAAGGGAGCAAUCUAUGAAGGAAGAAAAAGUAAAUCAGGAAAGGACUAGAAAAGAAGCAGAGGCCCGGCAGAAGGCAGCUGGAAAAUUAGCAGCUGAAGCACAGAAAGCAGCAUACGAGGGAGCUGCUAUAUUGAGGGUAGAGACAGUUUCUACAUCUAGCCAAAUUUCUCAGAACAGUGUUUCUCAUGCAACAAUGGUGAACAACAUUGGAGUCAAAUCAGAAUUACCAGGAAUCAAAGUUUUUGCUGAUAGUAUCGCAUUAGAAGCGGAAUUGCGGAGGCGCGCAUUACAUGACCAAGUGUCUUCAAAUAUUUACCUAAGCAAGGAGUAUAGCCAAUAUGGCCGACAAAUUGGAAACUCUAUUGGUAAACUUACGCCAACUACUGACAGUGUCAAAGCCAGGGCUAGUGAGCUUAUUGAAGCUUUAGAUGGACAAGAUUGUCCUCAUCCAAUUGCUUGUCGUUUAUUUGCAGACAAGAUCAAGGGUCUAGAUGGUGACAUGAUGAUUUCCAUAGUCAAGAGUCGAAAUACAAAGGACAAAACCUUUGGACCGUUAGCCUUUGCUUGUGGCUAUGUAAUGCUACUAGUCACUAAUCAGGUACCAGAUGCGAUGGAUUAUCUCCUAGCCGAGUUCCACAAAGUUUGCAUGUACACAGUUCCAAAGCACCUGCAUGCUUUAAAUGCCGCGGUGGGCAAGGGGGUCCGCAGUCCAGCAUCGGUCCAGGUGGGCGAGCCAGUGAAAGAAUCGGAUGCGCGGCUGCGCCAGUUCUUCCAGGUGAGGCAGUCUGGCUCGGAAGAGAGAGUCGCGCAGUCGAUCAUGUGCCAAAGCUGCUGGUAUUGCCCGAUUUCAUGGAUGCCAACCGUGCCAUGGAUGUCCUGCGCCUAUUGGUUGGCCUGGAGCCCUUCGGCAACGGUCCUGAACUUGCGGCGGCGCUCGGGGAUGCGUGCGUACAGGAGUGGUGUGAUCUCGUGGAUGGAGCGCCCACCAAUGCACCGAUCUUCCCAGAAGAGGACCUGCAUGGCAUUCCCAACCUACAUGGUGGUCGAGGCGAAAAAUAAUGCGCGCUCCUCGGCGGUGAACUGCAAGUCUAGGCCUGCCCAUGCUCUGGUGUUGUCCGUGCGGCUGAACCAGAGCCAGCGCAGAGGCGAACGGUGGACACUGCCACGUCAACUGGCAACGGGCCAAAAACAGUUUGACGCACAAGCACGAAACUCAGAUUACUACAGGCUUAUUGGCUACCAGGAAGAAGUUGAAAAAUCUCAGAGCACUGAGUCGUAUUUGGUAAAUGUUGUUGCAUACGUCAAACUGUAUGCUGCCAUGAUUCAGACAGAAAUCAAGGGCGUGCGGCAUCCACAUGGCUUAGCCGAGGGAUGGAAAUGGCUCGCGAUGUUCCUCAAUACGCUCCCAGCCAUCACAGCCACAGCUUUCGCCCUUCAUGCUUUCCUCAAGAUGGCCGGUUUUGCGCUUCACAAGAAAUAUGGUUCGCAGUUCAUGAAGAUCCUAGAUGUAAUAUCCCGGCGCUUCAUACCAGCUUUGAAAGAACAAGGCAUGAAGGUUCAGGCAGAGGCUAUCAGCAAUCUACAGAAUUAUCUGAAGGACAAGGUUUAUCUGGAGGAGCCGGAAGGGCGGUACCUUUCCCAGCACCUGCUGUCGAAAGUGUUCAUGUGUGAAGAUCAACACCGGAUGGCUACCAGUGCUCCGGUUUCGUCGAGGGAGUAA
Triticum turgidum subsp. durum (durum wheat) is the source of this 2211-nucleotide messenger RNA. NCBI's taxonomy places the organism in Eukaryota, Viridiplantae, Streptophyta, Magnoliopsida, Poales, Poaceae. The record is from the annotation of a GenBank genome assembly.